UCCAAUAGUAACGACGUGGCCCAGGUAAGUCUCCUUGCCAACACCCAAGCGCUAUCAUCCUCCACACUGUCUAAGUAGAGUCAUGCAGAGAUUGGUAUUGAAAUUGCUAAAACUGCUGAAAACUCAGCUCUCGCUACAUGUUCCUAGUGUUGCUCACGAGAUGUGGGCAUGACCCUCGUUCUUCGACCAUUUCUGCCCGUGUCCAAGGGGUAAUCGAUGACCUGUACGAUGUUUCGAGGGUAACCUGGAGGCACGGAACGUACCCUUUUGUACGGAAUCUCUCACCACGUACUGUACGUACGAUUUUUUGAGGCAAGCUGUGUAAAGCAGAUUGUGAAGCACGCUCCGCCGGCAGAAAAUGGACCCCUGUUCAUCAAUGCCCGCCUCUCCCUCCCGUUCUCCCUCCCCACAUCGAGCACUCGGCCCUUCGUCCAAGCCCCACACCCCGGCCCCCCCGCGCAUGUACACCCAAGAAGAAUUCGACGCCGGAGUGGAUGAGGCGCUGGCUACGCAGUCAAAGAACUAUGUUAAGUUUUUUUUUAUUCUUGCCGCCUCUCCCGUUCCUCCCGCCCAAAAUGCUUGCUCGUCUCUUCCCCUCCCCCUUCCCGCCAUAAAACCAAGUAGCUUGCUCGACCUCACCGGACCGACCGUCAACAACGCCAUCGACCUCACCGGAGCGGACGACAACAAAAACAUCAAAGUCGAGGGAAGGGGAGAGGGAAAGAGGAUGGAGAAAGAUGAUGAUACGGAGGAGGAUGAAGAAGAAGAGGGAGGGAUGAGAUGGAGAAAAAGAAGGCGGUGGAUGAGGAGCGCUACCUUUGCUCGGAGAAACGCCACACAGAACCCCACACUCUGGACAAGUCCAUGGUCGGCAAUCCGCUUUCAAGUGACCAUGGCAACACUGGAGGUCGGCAAAUAUGUUCGCGGUCCCCAUUUCUCCAAAAUCGGGGUUGCAUACACCACUCUGGCACCCCAUCAUCGCAAUCCCUGGUCAGUUCGGAUUCACAUGUGUUUACUAGCGGAUUAUAAUCCGGUCACCUCAGAAGCAGUCAGCUUCCUUUGCACCUCCUCGCCGCAAAGGACACACCGGUUCAUAGCACAACAACCUUCCCAAAUACCGCCCGACCAACCAAGUCCCGCUUUGAGAGUAGAACCCGACGGCGCCUUUCCGGCCGGCCAUCAGAACUACACACCCCCCCUCAGGAUCAUUCUGGCUUUUUUGGAUUCGGAGCGACAAGUCGUUGCGUCUCGCGUACCCGGCUCCGACGACCCAGGGUUGGUCACGGAUCGUCGAAAGGGAACUUCCUUUCGUUGGACGCUGGGACCGUGACGGAGGACGCCGUCAAGUAGGUGUCCAAUGCAGUGCAUUGAUUCCUCUCGGCCGCAUUUGGAUCGUGGCCGACCACUGUCCCAGCCGGGUCU
Messenger RNA from Fimicolochytrium jonesii, 1422 nucleotides. RefSeq lists its product as uncharacterized. The coding region runs from base 359 to 1330 and encodes 323 amino acids. The transcript is spliced from 3 exons. NCBI's taxonomy places the organism in Eukaryota, Fungi, Chytridiomycota, Chytridiomycetes, Spizellomycetales, Powellomycetaceae. The record is from RefSeq and is a predicted model, not a curated record.